Salvia miltiorrhiza (redroot sage) is the source of this 967-nucleotide messenger RNA. RefSeq names its product ATP synthase subunit d, mitochondrial. Gene Ontology annotation, molecular function: proton transmembrane transporter activity. Gene Ontology annotation, biological process: proton motive force-driven ATP synthesis. The record is from RefSeq and is a predicted model, not a curated record. NCBI's taxonomy places the organism in Eukaryota, Viridiplantae, Streptophyta, Magnoliopsida, Lamiales, Lamiaceae. The transcript has 5 exons. Bases 163 to 669 code for a protein of 168 amino acids.
CUCAUGGGCUAAAAGAAUAAAUCUGGUGUUAGGAAGGUAAAAAAAGAAAUCCAAAAUCAUAACCCUUGUAUUCAAAGCCACCGCACUGCUUGGUCACAAAUCCGCACACUGCCGUUCACUCAGUUCAUCGAUCAAUCAGCCGAUCAAAUCUAGCCAGGAAAAAUGAGCGGAGCGGGGAAGAAGGUCGCUGACGUCGCAUUCAAGGCCGGGAAGACUAUCGAUUGGGAGGGGAUGGCGAAGCUGCUGGUCUCCGACGAGGCUCGCCGCGAGUUCGCCACUCUCCGCCGCGCCUUCGACGAGGUCAACACCCAGCUCCAGACCAAGUUCAGCCAGGAACCAGAACCCAUUGACUGGGAGUACUACAGAAAAGGGAUUGGAUCUCGCUUGGUCGAUAUGUAUAAGCAAGCCUAUGAUGAAGUUAAAAUUCCGCAGUAUGUCGACAAUGUCACUCCUCAGUACAAACCUAAGUUCGAUGCUCUGUUGGUAGAACUGAAAGAAGCUGAGCAGAUGUCACUGAAGGAGUCUGAAAGAUUAGAAAAAGAAGUGGCAGACGUCCAAGAUUUGAAGAAACGUCUUAGCACCAUGACAGCGGAUGAAUACUUUGAGAAGCAUCCCGAACUCAGAAAGAAGUUUGAUGAUGAGAUUCGGAACGAUUACUGGGGCUAUUAGAUUUGAUUUAAUGUGACCGUUCUGAGGUGAUCUUGUUGAGUUUUAACUGCAAUUCAGAAAUAAAGAGAAGGAUGAAGUUGUCAAUUUAUUCCGUCGGUUCGUAAUGACCGUGGACAUGAACUCUUAGGCUCGGAGGUGCUUUUUACACUUUCCGUUGAUGAUGGUGAAAAUGAAUCAUACCAUUUCCAAUUAUGUGCAUUUUGUGUUUAUCUGCCCUUUUCCAUCUUAUAUAAAGGCAGUUUUCUUGCUCAGAGUGUCAUGUGGCAUAAUGUUAUUAAUGUAUCUCAUUUAUUUACCA